UUGAAAGGGGUUUUCUACUUUCAAGAACCAAACCCUCCAAAAACCCCUCCUUUCAAAACACAGAACUCAGUAAUCCCUCUGAAAGAAAAAGGGAAAGAGAGCGCCACAAUGUCAGGCUUCUCUUUCUCAUCCUCUUCUCAAUCAUCUUCCUCAUCUCCAUUCUCAUUCGGAUCCUCAACUUCUCCGUUUGGAUCCACAACCACUGGUUCCGGAUUAUCUUUCGGAUCUUCCCCUUUCGCUUCUGCAAACCCUAGCUCAUCUUCCUCUUCUUCCUCCACCCCAUUGUCUUUUUCCCUCAACACUUCGUCAAACUCUAACCCUAGCUCAGCUUCUUCCGUUUCUCCAUUCGGUUUCGGAUUCUCUACCUCUUCAUCCUCCUCCGCUUCCUCCAACCCUUCCUUCUCCUUCUCCUUCGGAUCAGCUCCCGCUGCCACUAGUUCCACUCCAUCUCUCUUUGUUUCUGCGUCUGGUUCCACCUCAUCGCCAUUUGCACAAGCUGCUUCCUCUGCAAGCUCGGGUUCAAACCUUUUUGGGGCUGUUUCAUCUGCGACUAGUUCUGCGUCUACCUUGUUUGGGACUGUUUCUUCAGCUCCAAGUUCUGCGUCGCCUCUGUUUGGUGCAGCGUCAGCGGCAUCAAGCACCGGCACGUCCUUGUUUGGGGGAAAUACGUCUUCACCAUUGUUUGCAACAAGCGCUUCUCCCCUGUUUGGAACAACUCCAUCAGUAGCAAGUUCUGCUCCCCCCCAGUUUGGCACAACUUCUUCUGCUGCAAGUUCUUCUUCGCCCUUGUUUGGAACAACUUCAUCUGCAGCGAGUUCUCCUUCACCCCUGUUUGGCACAAGUUCAUCUUUGUUCGGAACAACUUCGUCUGCGGCCAGUUCCGGGCCAUCUCCGUUUGGUACAUCCUCAUCUGCUGCGAGUUCAGGUUCAUUCCUGUUUGGGACGUCUUCAUCUGCUACAAGUUCUGGGCCGUCCCUGUUUGGGUCAUCAGGUGCUUCAAUUGGCACUACUACAUCUAACUUGUUUGCCUCGUCUACAACAGCUUCAACUCCUGCAUUUUCGUCUAAUUUGUUCUCUUCAACUUCCUCUUUGAAUUCAAGCUCUGCGUCGCCAUUCUCCACGGCUGCAACAGGAUUUUCCUUAUCGAAAAGCACUCCAAGUUUAACAUCUACGGUAGCUCCUCUGACACAAUCUUCAUCAGCAAGCACUUCGGGCUUCUCUGUUGGGACACCAUCUUCUGCAUCUUCAGUAAGCGCUUCUAGCUUUUCGUUUGGGACACCGUCUUCUGCAUCGUCCCAAUCUUCCUUUAGCUUUAGCAAUGCAGCUUCUUCAUCUGCCCCUGCUGUCUCCACCACCCUUCCUGCAAAACCAACAUCUCCAUCGCCGUUGUUUUCUACAGUCACAACCACAAAUGCUCUUACUCCAGCUGCUGGUACUGCAGUGGCUUCUUCUUCUGCCACAGCUUCUACGCUUACUUUACAUGCAUCUGGUGCAAGUGCUUCUUCUUCUGCUACUUCAGCUACCACAGCUGCUUCUUCUGGAACUACUAGUUCCUUUACUGGUUUUGGUGUGUCCACUGCACCUGCUUCCUCGGGGAGUACUAGUUCCUACACAGGAUUUUCCUUAUCAACCAAACCAUCAGUUCCUGCGUCAACAUCACAAGCUCAAUCAACUAUUGCUGCACCCUUAUUCAGUGUCUCUACUUCUACUUCUGCAGCUACAACAACUUCCAGUUCCAGUGCUACCACAUCUCAGAUGACACUUCCUCUUGCUGUGGCUUCCAGCAGUGGGACAACUUCAAGUGUGACCGCUGCUAUAUCUUCUACACCAAAAUUACCAUCUGAGAUUACAGGCAAGACUGUUGAGGAGAUCAUCAAAGAGUGGAAUGCAGAGCUGCAAGAGCGCACCGGGAAAUUUCGCAAGCAAGCUGCUGCAAUAGCUGAAUGGGAUAAGAGGAUCUUGCACAAUCGUGAUGUUCUUCUUAGGCUUGAGAUUGAGGUGGCAAAAGUUGUUGAGACACAAGCUAGCUUGGAACGGCAAUUGGAGUUAAUUGAGACCCAUCAACAGGAGUAAAGGAGGAGUCUUCUUCUCGUUUGGAGGAGAGGAGGAGAAUUAUUUCAUUGACGGAGAGAAAAGGUAAGGACGUUUAUGAAAAUUCAGAGACUGAUUUGUUAAUAAUAGCAAUACUUAAGGAUUAAAUAGUAAAUCUUCCAAAUUUAAUUUGCCUAUUAUCACUGCGAGCUUUCUUUUUUAAUUGCCACUAACUAGAAUGAGGAUCUGGCUAGUUGUGCUAUUAUGCUGUAAAAGAUUUUCUAUAGUUUCCCCAAGUGUAAUGGUCAGACCGUACGGAGGAUGCAAGUGCAUUGUUUUGCCACCAGCUAUUAUCCUCUUUAAUGGUUCAUCAACGUCUCUUUUGGUCAAUGCUGAUGAAAAUAUUCUUUUCAUGGCUCUCAUUUUAGAUUAUUGGCAUGGGGGAAGGGGCAUUUUGCAACAUAAAUCUGUCACUUCGUCCCUUGCUAAUGAUGACAUUUACUGUGUUUGCUUGAAAGUAAAUCCUUCCAAAGAGAUCCAUACUAGAGCAUUAUUUGCACAAACAGGACUUAGAAAAAAAAAAUAUAAGUGAAUAUUGUAGGAUUGCAAAUGAAUGGAUAUUUCUUUUGUUUCGGUAUCAGGUGGAAUUUAGAAUUAUAUUUUUUGCUGAAUGCGUAAAUUGAAACCUGCAAUUUAUGCCAAACUUUUGGUGGCACCUUAAACUUUUAUUUUGACCCAUCAAAAACCUCAAUUUUUUGUUUUAAUAACUAGCAAAAAGCCGUGUGGCAUUUUUAUACUCAGCAUUAUCCAUUUGACUUGUGACUAAAACACUUAUGUGGAAGCUAAUGGCAGUGGCACCCAUCUCCCCAUGGAGAGCACUUGAACAAGUAGAUCAAAGGGUAAAAGGAAAGAUGUUGUCAAUUAUAUUGUAGGAUAUACUGUGUAAUGGAGUUAGGAACGAGUUAAAUCAGAUUUGAAGUGAAAUUGUGGUGGAGAUUGUAUAAUUUGUAUUUGUAGAAAGAGGAAAUUUCAGAUUCAACAAUACAAUGAGGACAUGCUACUCAACAUAAAACAAAAAAAGAAAUGUUUGACAGGCAGCCCCAUGGAACUAAUUCUCGUGCUAGCCUAACAAGCUAGCCCCAGCCCAAUGCUGAAAUUGAAGAAAAUCACUACCUGCUUCCCUUCCUCUCGGUGAUGCUUAUUUUAUGUAAAGAAUGCUUCUUUUCCCUUGUGACUUGAGUCCCAAGAUUCUCUCUAAGGACUCCUUGUCUGCUAACCAAUUCCAGAAUUUUCUUUGACUGCUACUGUAGAGACUGCCCCUUUGUUUUCUUCCUCCAUUGGUGUCUGUAACAUACUCUCAAUAGCUUUGAGCCUCGAUCCACACCUCCUAGGCUUUUGUUAUUAUGUUUUAUUAUCAAAUAAAUAAUACAUAUAGCUGGUCUAUGUUGGUAAAUUCCAUGCCAAAGGCCUAAGCAACAGUUUCUCAAUGUAGAACAAUAGGUAAACUAAAACUAUUAGGUAAGCAACUAGUUUCCAAAAUUUAUGUUUAAGUGGCCUGGAUGACAACUGCAACACUAAUAGAAUCACUAUUUAAAUCAAAUAAUUUCUUUCAGUGUUGGGAAAAUAUGUGAGAGUAUGUUAGCAACAAUCCAAUGUAUAGGCUGUAUAGCAAACUCAAAAUCCAAUGUCAGCAAAAUAAAAAUGUGAGACAGUUAAAUCUACAUUCAACCUUAGGUAGCUCCCCCAAGGCAUCGUUUUACUUGUGAAAGCUGCAUUCCUUGCUCUUCGAAGUGAGAGGAUGUUAUGGACUAUUUUCUAGUAUUUGAUUUAUUUUAAGAUUAGAUUGCUAAGUACUUGAUUUAUUUUAGGAUUAGAUUGCUAAGUAUUUGAUUUAAUUUAGGAUUAGAUUGUUUUAUCUUUUAUUUGAGGAUUAGAUUGUUUUAUUUUAUCUUUUAAUUUUUUUUAUUCUUUAGGGCUGCUAUCUUAGUGAAUUGUGUUAAACAGUGACACUAUUUCCUAUAUAUAUUGCUGAAAAAUCAGAAAUGAAAUAAGCAGAUUUAUUUCAUCUAAAUUGAGAUUUGAACUCUUUCUCAUCGAGUUUAAAAGGUUAGAGCUCUCUUUAUUGAGCUCAUAACAACAACAAUUGGGCGGGGAAAGAAUCAAGGAAAACCAAUGGCUUCGGCUUUGUCUACUGUAAGUAGACUUGUGACGCAAUCCAUAACUUGAGACCUUAACAGAGGGAUUUUACGUGGAUUUGAAGGAGAAGAAAGGAGAAAAGGGGGGGGGGGGGAAUUGAUGAUAACAUUUUUUUCUGAAGAAACAAAGGUGAGAGAAAGGAAGGAGGGAAUCAUUGGGUGACCAAUGGCUUCGGCCUUGUCUACUGUAAGUAGACUUGUGACGCUAUCCAUAAUUCGGGACCUUAACAGAGGGAUUUUGCGUGGAUUUGAAGGAGAAGAAAAGAGGAAGGGGGGGGGGGGUGGAAUUGAUGAUAACAUUUUUUUUCUGAAGGAACAAAGGUGAGAGGAAUGAAGGAGGGGAAUCAUUGGGUGGCUAUGUUUCUUUGUGUACAAACUUCAAUGGAUACAAAAUAAAAGAUCUGAUGGGUCAAACUAAAAGUUCGGUAUGCUGCAGUGCUUUUGUUCCAAUUUAUGUAUUCAGCCCUUAUCCUUUUAGUUAAUCUUUUUUCCUUGUUCCCAUAUUCUGAAUUUCUUUUAAUCACUGAUAUGCAUCUAAAUAAGGGAGCGUUAGUCACAAAACCUUAUAUGAGCUUCUGUUAAGU
Messenger RNA from Manihot esculenta (cassava), 4810 nucleotides. RefSeq names its product nuclear pore complex protein NUP62. Gene Ontology annotation, molecular function: structural constituent of nuclear pore; phospholipid binding. The record is from RefSeq and is a predicted model, not a curated record. The transcript is spliced from 6 exons. Gene Ontology annotation, cellular component: nuclear pore central transport channel; nuclear pore. Lineage: Eukaryota; Viridiplantae; Streptophyta; Magnoliopsida; Malpighiales; Euphorbiaceae. Bases 109 to 2073 code for a protein of 654 amino acids. Gene Ontology annotation, biological process: protein import into nucleus; RNA export from nucleus.